GCAUUAUUCUCAAUUUCAAUUUCUCAUCUUACACCUAACCCCCUCUUUCUCUCUCUCCCUUCCAUAUCUAAUCUACAAUCUAACCUAUUCCUCCUAUCUAUCUGCACAGAGCAGAAAAGAGAGAACAAGAAAGAAAGAAAGAAAAAAGGGCAGCUUGUAGGUUGUACAACUGAGAUCAGCUUCGACGUCUGAAAAUAAGAAAAGGAUUUUGUUUUUCAGUUGAUGUUGCAGCUUCUGUAGACAAUUACUAAUUGGAGAAUUCUUAUUCUAGAUCAAGGAGCAAGCUAAAAAGUAAAAAAGUCAGUUUAAGAGAUGGGUUAUUUAUGUGACUUUUGUGGAGAGCAAAGGUCCUUGGUAUACUGCCGCUCAGAUGCUGCAUCCUUAUGUUUGUCGUGCGAUCGGAAUGUUCAUUCUGCUAAUGCCCUUUCUAAGCGCCAUUCCAGGACCCUUGUAUGUGAGAGAUGUAACUCACAACCUGCUUUUAUAAGAUGUGCUGAGGAGAAAAUUUCACUCUGUCAGAACUGUGACUGGCUUGGUCAUGGUACCACUCCGUCUACUUCGGGGCAUAAGAGGCAAACAAUCAAUUUAUAUUCUGGCUGCCCUUCAGCUGCAGAAUUUUCUUCAAUAUGGUCCUUUUUCUCAGAUAUACCUGCCAUGGGUGAAACAUGUGAGCAGGAACUUGGUUUAAUGAGCAUUAGUGAGAACAGUGAAAAGAGUGCUUGGGUUCCUCCAGAAAACCAGAAUGCUUCUAGUUCUGCUCAAGUGACCAAUCUACCCGGCAAGGAUAAAUCUUGGGUUGGCACAUCUUCAAUGCCCGAGUCAAGCUCAGAACCUCGUAUCAUGGACCAGCCACCUGGACCUUCCAAUGCAUGCGUGCCUAAGUUAUAUUGUCCUGUGAAAACAACUCCUGCACUCUGUGAAGAUGAUGAUAAUCUAUAUGAUGAUUUCAACAUGGAUGAAGUGGAUCUGGAUCUUGAGAACUAUGAGGAACUUUUUGGUGUGGCUCUCAGUCAUUCUGAAGAGCUUUUUGAAAAUGGUGGAAUUGAUAGCUUAUUUGGGACAAAGGAAAUGUCUGCCAGUGCUGGGGACUCCAAUUGUCAGGGCGCGGUUGCUGCUGAGGGCUCAACUGGAUUAAUCAAUGCAACACAACCAGCAUGCAGCAAUGCUGCAUCUGCAGAUUCGAUGAUGAGCACUAAAACUGAACCAAUUAUUUGUUUUACUGGAAGGCAAUCCCAAUCGAACAUUUCUUUUUCUGGUGCAACUAAAGAUGGUGGUGGUGGUGGUGGUGGUGACUAUCAAGACUGUGGGGCUUCUUCAAUGCUUCUCAUGGGAGAGCCUCCCUGGUGUCCUCCUUGCCCCGAGAGCUCUAUGCAAUCUGCUAAUCGCAGCAACGCUGUCAUGCGUUAUAAGGAAAAGAAAAAGACACGAAAGUUUGAAAAGCGAGUAAGGUAUGCCUCUCGUAAGGCUAGGGCUGAUGUCAGAAGGCGCGUGAAGGGCCGGUUUGUCAAAGCCGGUGAUAUCUAUGACUACGACCCGAUGAGCCAAACCAGAAGUUACUGAGUGUACAGCUUUUAACCGUGAUCCUAUAAAAGAAAAAAAGACUCAUAUAGUUGCAAAAGAAAACAGUUAACUGUUUCCUGGAAAAACAAAAAAUGGAUGAAAAAAUUGAUGCAAUUUUUCUCUCCACAAAAAUGACGAGCUGUCUGGUUUUAUCACAGGGCCCUAAAUUUUCUUCGAGGGGGAAGAAGGUUGUAACAAUGCCAUGCCACCAGGAUCUUAGUUCUGGAGCAGAUUGUGUCCUUUUACCUUGAAGGAUAGAUAUUUCGCUGCGAUAUCAGCCGAAAAUGACACAAUAUCAAUCACAAAGUGCCCUGCCUCCUCCUUCAGGCAAAUGGGUUUUGAAUUUUGAUUGCCUCUGUUGGCAAAUGCUGCCUCUUUAUUCUUGUGCUCUUAAGAAUGCAGAAUUCUUUAGUCCUCUGACCCUUGAUUAUAUAUGCUGCACCCUCCCUCUCUCAAUCUCAUACUCCCUCCCAUUCUGAUCUUAGUCACAUGUACAAGUGGCUAAUUUGAUACUUGUUUUUAUGUUCAUAAUGUUGUAAUAUUUUGCCUCUUGCACUUUGAGAUGUAUAGCAUAAAGCAGUACAUAAAAUAUGCAGUUAGAGGUGUAAUUGCCCAACAGAUAUAUCAGGCAUCACAAAUUGUAAAUUGUAAGGUAUUUAUUAUUAUAUUAUUAUUAUUAUGUAUAGGUUAGAACUCUAUUUAUGCUGAUCACAGGAAGCAGUUUAAUUGGACAUGUAUCAUGUAUCAAUACAAGUUUUGUUUGUAUUUUA
Molecule: messenger RNA, 2330 nt
Organism: Arachis duranensis
Lineage: Eukaryota; Viridiplantae; Streptophyta; Magnoliopsida; Fabales; Fabaceae
Product: zinc finger protein CONSTANS-LIKE 9
Exons: 5
Coding region: 313-1560 (415 amino acids)
Molecular function (GO): protein binding; zinc ion binding
Source: RefSeq, a predicted model, not a curated record